UCUCUCUCUCUCUCUGUGUGUGUGUGUCUUUGGUGAGGGUCGUGCUGCAAUGGCUGAUCUUACGCCAUCCUCGGCCAAAAGGACAUGUGAGAUGCCGGAGCGGGCCAAGCUGCACUUGGCCAUGCUGGCCUUGCAGUUUGGAUACGCCGGUUUCCAUGUCGUUUCGAGAGCUGCUCUUAAUAUGGGAAUAAGCAAAGUAGUGUUCCCUGUCUACAGGAACAUCAUUGCUUUGCUUCUGCUUGCCCCCUUUGCGUUUUUCCUCGAAAAGAAAGAAAGGCCGGCCCUCACACUUUCUUUCACUAUCCAGUUCUUCCUCCUCGCACUUUGUGGGAUAACAGCAAAUCAAGGGUUCUACCUUCUGGGUUUGGAGAAUACGUCACCUACGUUUGCCUCUGCUAUACAAAACUCGGUCCCGGCCAUAACCUUUCUCAUGGCUGCUGCUCUUAGGAUAGAGCAAGUUCGCAUAAGAAGAAAGGACGGAAUAGCGAAGGUUGUGGGGACAGUGGCAUGUGUAUGCGGGGCUAUGGUCAUAACCCUUUACAAAGGGCCUGUCAUUUUUAGGCAAGCUUCCCUAAACCUGAACCUAACAAGGCAUUGGCAGCAGCAACAGGUGCCGUUGUUGGGGGAUGCAAAGGAAAAGAGUUGGACCUUGGGGUGCAUCUACCUCAUUGGUCACUGUCUCUCCUGGUCGGGCUGGUUGGUUUUGCAGGCACCAGUCCUCAAGAAAUAUCCAGCGCGUCUCUCUGUCACCUCCUUCACCUGCUUCUUCGGUGUCUUACAGUUCCUCGCCAUCGCUGCUUUCCUUGAGAGGGAUCCCCAAGCUUGGUCCUUUCACUCGGGUGGCGAGGUGUUCACCAUCCUUUACGCGGGAUUCGUGGCUUCCGGGAUAGCCUUCGCUGUUCAGAUAUGGUGCAUCGACAGGGGCGGUCCUGUCUUCGUGGCAGUCUACCAACCUGUUCAGACACUGGUUGUCGCCAUCAUGGCCUCCAUUGCUUUAGGCGAACAGUUCUACUUGGGAGGGAUCAUCGGCGCUGUAUUGAUUAUUGCUGGAUUAUACUUGGUUCUUUGGGGUAAAAGUGAGGAGCGAAAGCUUGCCAGUGAAACUGCUGCGUCACGACUGCCAUCUGCCGUUUCCGACCAUGGGAACCGGGCCGCCCCUCACAAGUCCUCCCUUGUCCAGCCACUCCUGCCUUCAACUUCCGAAAAUGCUGUCUGAUGAAAGAAAAAAAAUAAGAAAGAGAUCUCCUACUU
Messenger RNA from Magnolia sinica, 1251 nucleotides. RefSeq names its product protein WALLS ARE THIN 1. The record is from RefSeq and is a predicted model, not a curated record. The coding region runs from base 50 to 1216 and encodes 388 amino acids. Gene Ontology annotation, cellular component: plasma membrane. Gene Ontology annotation, molecular function: transmembrane transporter activity. NCBI's taxonomy places the organism in Eukaryota, Viridiplantae, Streptophyta, Magnoliopsida, Magnoliales, Magnoliaceae. The transcript has 6 exons.